AUGGUGACCUGGGUGAGGGUGGCCUGGGUUCUGUGCCUAAUGCUAACUUCUGAUUGGAUGAAAACUACCCACUCACGUGAUUUCACUCUUAGAGACAUUAUUUACCUCCAUCCAUCCACCACUCCAUACCCUGGUGGAUUUAAAUGUUUCACGUGUGAGGAUGCAGAGGAUAACUAUAGUUGUAACCGCUGGGCCCCAGACACUUACUGUCCCAGAGGAACCAGCUACUGCUACACUCGUCACAAGAUGGACAUGCAUGGGGACAGUGUUUCAGUGACAAAGCGCUGCGUGUCUCUAGAAGACUGCCUUUCUACUGGCUGUGUACAGGACAGCCAUAAGGGCUACCAAGUGUGCACUGCCUGCUGUGAAGGAAACAUCUGCAACUUGCCAUUACCCAGGAAUGAGACAACUGCCAUCUUUUCCACCAUCUUACCUUUAAACAGGAAGUCAAAGCUCUCUGUGGACUGGCCACUCUGUUUCCUGAUAAUCAUUCUCAUUGUUCACACUUUCACUCACAUCUGA
Messenger RNA from Chanos chanos (milkfish), 522 nucleotides. RefSeq names its product ly6/PLAUR domain-containing protein 6-like. Gene Ontology annotation, molecular function: acetylcholine receptor inhibitor activity. Gene Ontology annotation, biological process: positive regulation of canonical Wnt signaling pathway. The record is from RefSeq and is a predicted model, not a curated record. The transcript has 4 exons. The coding region runs from base 1 to 522 and encodes 173 amino acids. NCBI's taxonomy places the organism in Eukaryota, Metazoa, Chordata, Actinopteri, Gonorynchiformes, Chanidae.